AACCUAAAUCAAUAGAUGAUAUCAUUCAGAUUUUCAAAUCAUAUAUUCUUUAUGAGAUACCUGUAUUUCCUUGGUCAGAGGAUCCUAUAUCAAAAGAAACAGAUGUGAUCCGUUCAAAUCUUAUUAAACUUAAUGAAUUGGGCUAUUUAACUGUAAGCUCCCAGCCAGCUGUUAAUGGGGUUAAAAGUGAUGAUGCAGAUUUUGGCUGGGGUCCAAAAGGUGGAUAUAUAUAUCAAAAAUUUUUUGUAGAAUUUUUUGUAAGUCCAGAGAUGUUUGAUAAAUUAAUUAGAGUAAUCAAUGAGAAUUGCUGGAUUACAUAUUAUGCUGCAAAAAGGAAUGACGAGUUUAAAACAAAUAUAAAAGAAGAAACAUCUACUGCUGUCACAUGGGGUGUGUUUCCUGGUAAAGAAAUUGUUCAACCAACUAUUAUUGAAGAAGUAUCAUUCAAGGCUUGGAAAGAAGUUGCUUUUGAAUUAUGGUCUGAAUGGGAACGUCUAUACCCAAAAGACUCAAUAGCACAAAAAUUAUUAAAAGACAUCGGUGAUAAUUGGUGGUUAGUUAAUCUUGUGUAUAAUGAUUAUGUAAACCCAGAAGGUGUUUGGGAAAUUUUUUUUUAG
Dentiscutata erythropus is the source of this 617-nucleotide messenger RNA. NCBI's taxonomy places the organism in Eukaryota, Fungi, Glomeromycota, Glomeromycetes, Diversisporales, Gigasporaceae. The record is from the annotation of a GenBank genome assembly.